Laccaria bicolor S238N-H82 is the source of this 156-nucleotide messenger RNA. RefSeq lists its product as uncharacterized. The transcript has 4 exons. The coding region runs from base 1 to 156 and encodes 51 amino acids. The record is from RefSeq and is a predicted model, not a curated record. Lineage: Eukaryota; Fungi; Basidiomycota; Agaricomycetes; Agaricales; Hydnangiaceae.
AUGUCUAGAAUAUUCCAUAUGUUGGGAUCUGGGAUCAUGGUCUCCUCGAAGCCUGGAUGCACCCCCAACCAGAGGUCUCACAUUUUUAACUUUUUGGAAAUCUCAGGUGAAUUCAAAGAUAAAUCAAGUCCAUCUGCAAUAAAGACUCAACAGUAG